Puccinia graminis f. sp. tritici CRL 75-36-700-3 is the source of this 846-nucleotide messenger RNA. RefSeq lists its product as uncharacterized. The transcript has 2 exons. Gene Ontology annotation, cellular component: chromosome; cytoplasm. Lineage: Eukaryota; Fungi; Basidiomycota; Pucciniomycetes; Pucciniales; Pucciniaceae. Gene Ontology annotation, molecular function: 3'-5' DNA helicase activity; four-way junction helicase activity. Bases 1 to 846 code for a protein of 281 amino acids. Gene Ontology annotation, biological process: double-strand break repair via homologous recombination. The record is from RefSeq and is a predicted model, not a curated record.
AUGAGCGGCGGACCAGAAGAUUUGAUACCGGGCUCACCAGGAGCCUUCCUUCAAGAUGAUCUGGCAAUCCAAGAACCAGAACCUCCGUUCCCUUUUGAGAUCGGUCCCAACGCUUUGGAAGGCUCUCCUUCAAGCUCCAACCUCGAUGAGACGCUGUUUGAUGACAAGAUGAAUACUGUUAACCCCGAGGCUGCUCUUCCGGAUGAGAUAACCGUGUUGAAAUCACGAGCUACAACCAAGGAAAGAGUGACCUUGCCCAAAGAAAUCCUGGAUCUCAGCAACAAAGCCCUCAGGGAGCAUAUCCAAGCCAACUCUAGAGAGCUGUACGGAGACAAAGCAAAAAGCGAACAAGUCGACGCCGUUGCUGCAUUAGUGCAUGACCAACAUACGUUUGUUCUGGUGGGUACUGGAUUUGGAAGAACCCGGAUUGCUGAGAUGUACCACAACCUGUUUCAACCCAAUCAGAAGUUGAUCGUUCUGGUCUUGAAUCCUUUAGAUUCACUGGGAGACAAUCAGAGCCCAGAGGCAUUGCUGAACAAUCCCAUCUUCCGUGACAUCUACUUUGAUACCACCUUCCAAAGUCGCCUGAGCCUAGUUGUUGUUGAUGAAGCACAUAUGGUCUAUGUAUGGGGCCUGGUUGCCAGUGGUGAAUUCAAGGGACUUAUUUUGCAUUCAAGACAUGGAGAACGCGGAGUCUUCCGUCCGGGGUAUGGUGAACUAGCUGCUAGACUGAUUGCAAAUAACGGCACUCCUCCGCUAAUGAUGUCAGCAACCUGCCGCCCAAUUGCAAUCCAAAAAAUUCUAGAAUCAUUCAAGCUUAACAUGGACAUGGUUGAGUUUGUUUGA